This is a messenger RNA of Phoenix dactylifera (date palm), 2897 nucleotides long. The record is from RefSeq and is a predicted model, not a curated record. NCBI's taxonomy places the organism in Eukaryota, Viridiplantae, Streptophyta, Magnoliopsida, Arecales, Arecaceae.
GAGAGAGAGAGAGAGCUGUUCGAUGACAUGAUGUUGUUGGCCAAGAUUAAACACUAGAUAAUAAUAUAUUAAGCGGUUGCACUUUGUCACGUCCACAGCUUGAGGGGAAGCUUCGAUUCCGUUCCACACAGUGGCACGGGAGGAGUGCAGCCGCCCGCGCUGCUGCUCGUACAGGAAAGCGAGGCCCACUCGAGGUGGGGGGGGGGACAGCCUUCGUACGGCCGUCCCUCCGACCUCCGGAUUCCAAACCCCAUCUUAAAUUAACCUCCGCCCUCCCAACCCAACUCGCACAAAACAAAACGCUGCUCCCCCUACCCCGUUUUGCUCCACCGUGGUGCCCUGAUCCCCGGAUGCCUUUUGAUGCCCCGGAGCCGGAACCGGAGCCGCGGCCGAUGAACUUCUGGAUCGACGACAACUCCUCCAUGAUGGACGCCUUCGUGGCCUCUUCCUCCGACCUCACCCACUUCCAGUGGCCGCCGCCGCCGCCGUCGCUGCCGCCGCUGCCCCCCUACCUCAACCAGGAGAGCCUCCAGCAUAGGCUCCAGACCCUGAUUGAGAGGGCCAGGGAGAGAUGGACCUACGCCAUCUUCUGGCAGUCCUCAGCCGACGCCGCCUCCGGCGCUGCCCUCCUUGGCUGGGGCGACGGCUACUACAAGGGCUGCGAGGGGGACAAGCGGAGGCGGAGGGCCGCCGUCUCCGCGGCGGUGCAGCAGCACCGGAAGCGCGUGCUCCGGGAGCUCAACUCCCUCAUCUCCGGCGGCGCCGCCCACGACGAUGCGGGGGAGGAGGAGGUCACGGACAUGGAGUGGUUCUUCCUGGUGUCGAUGACGGAAUCCUUCGUCGGCGGCGUCGGGCUCCCCGUCCAGGCCCUGCUCUCCGGGUCGCCGGCGUGGAUUGCCGGCGGGGAGCGGAUGGCCGCCUCACCGUGCGAGCGGGUGCGGCAGGCCCAAGCGUUCGGGCUCCAGACUAUGGCCUGCCUCCCCGUCGGCUCCGGCGUCCUCGAGCUCGGAUCGACGGAGCGGAUCUUCCAGAGCUCCGAGAUGGUGGCCAAGGUCCGGACCCUUUUUUGCUUCGGCGGCCGCGAGACUGCGGCCAUCGGAUCCUGGCCGCUGCCGCCGGCGAUCCAAUCGGUGGCCGAGACCGAUCCGUCCGUCCUCUGGAUACCCGAUCCGAUCGCUCCCGAGAUCCCGGUCUCGAAGCCCCCGUUCCAAUUCGAGAACCCUUGCUCCAGUAGCCUCACCGAAAACCCUAGCUCGAACCCGAUUCCCCAACGCUCGCCGCUGCCGCCGCCGCCGCCGCCGCCGCCGCAGAGCAGCAAUACCAAUCCGCAAACCCAAUCCUUCCUAGACUUCUCUUUGUCCGAAUCCGGAUUGAAAGCAUUCCCUUCGGCCCCGACCUGCAAGCCGGAAUCCUGCGACUUCUCGACUUACGGCGACAGCAAGCGGAAUCCCUCCACCGUCGUCGCCAACGAAGGCCUCUUCUUCCACCACCAGGUCUCCACCGAGAACAAGAACAAGAAAUCCACAGGGGCGACAUCCAAGGGAAGCAACGACGAGGGGAUGCUCUCCUUCUCGUCGGCCGCCACGGCGGCGGCGGCGGCCUGGUCCCGCCCCGCCUCCGGCGGCUGUGCCACCGGGCUGCUCGCCGGCGACUCGGACCAUUCCGACCUCGAUGCGUCGGUCCGGGAGGUGGAGAGCAGCCGGGUGGCGGAGCCGGAGAAGCGACCGAGGAAGCGCGGCCGGAAGCCGGCCAACGGCCGUGAGGAGCCGCUCGACCAUGUUGAGGCCGAAAGGCAGCGCCGGGAGAAGCUCAAUCAAAGGUUCUACGCCCUCCGUGCGGUGGUCCCCAAUGUGUCCAAGAUGGACAAAGCCUCCCUCCUCGCCGACGCCAUCUCCUACAUCAACGAGCUCCGGUCCAAACUCCAGUCUCUGGAGCUGGACCAAGACGGCCUCCACUCCCAAAUCGAUGCCCUCAAGAAGGAGAGGGACUCGACAUCGGCCCGCCCGCUCCCGCUGCUCGAUAACGACCUGAAGGCCGCGAUCAACGUCGGCGGCCGGUGCCACGGGGUGGAGAUCGAGGUGAAGGUACUCGGCCGGGAGGCGAUGAUUCGAGUGCAGUGUACCAAGAGGUACCAUCCAGCUGCGAGGCUGAUGAUGGCUCUCAAGGAGCUCGAUCUCGAAGUGAAUUAUGCUAGUGUCUCAGUUGUCAACGACCUCAUGAUCCAGCAGGCGACAGUCAAUAUGUUGACCCGGAGCUACACUCAGCAGCAGCUCACCGCCGCACUCCUCGCCCGAGUCACCGAGCCGCCACCCCUCCGUUGAUAGACUGCAAGCUUACCAAUUCGAGCCUGUUCAUGUGCUAGUUAUGUGCAUCCAUGGAUAGCUUCAGGUAGGCUGUCAGUCUCCUUAGGAUUGUACUGUGAGAUUGUAAUCUUCUUCUACUAGUGGAAAGGCGGAGCUGCUGCUUCUGAGAACUUGCAUGGAGUAGAGCUCCUUAAGAGAUCUGCUGUUGUAUAUAGAUUAUAUGGUUUCCAUAGCUUAAUGCAGGGUUGUAUAGAUAUGCCUGCGUGCCUGCUGCUGAGGAUCUGCUGUUCUGUCCGGUUAACAUUGUGUUUAGAAGGGUAAAUCAUCUAUAGUUGGAGAAGGUUAAUGGCCUUUGUGAUCAAAAUGAGUCCUUGCCUUCUUUUGUGUUUUGAUCGUUUCAGUGAUUCAGCUCUUUUGAAAAGCUUGAUGGUGCACUUCAUAUCUUUGGUGUGGAAACUUCAUUACGACUGGAUUCUUGUGUCUCUUUUAUGGAGAAAAAGAUUGAGGAGCUGUACUCAGUUUCAGUUAUUGGUCUUGUAGUUGGUUUUGUGUUCCUGUGAAGUGGAAACUUGUUGUGUCUCACUGGUUAUUCUA